AUGUGCGGAGACCGCGAAUGUGAAGUUUCAACAGGUCUAUGUCACGAAUGUCAAAGUGGUUACCACGGUGAGAAGUGUACAGAGAGGUGCCCUCCAAACUGUGACGAUUCUGGAUGCAAUCGGUAUGACAGUUCCUGUAAUCAUUGUAAGCCACAGUGGUUUGUAGAAAGAAAGCAAUGUUCCUGCAGUGGUCAUUGUAAUGACCAUGGUUGUAACACGGAUUCCGGAAUUUGCAUAAACUGCGAUCGCGGAUGGUAUGGGACAAAAUGUAAACGUUCCUGUCCGAUAAACUGUAAUUCUAAAGGAUGUGCGCGAGAGACAGGAUUUUGCCAUGAGUGCAAGGCUGGAUUCUUUGGAAAUAGAUGUAAAUGUACUGGUCAUUGUGACUCUAACGGAUGCGACAGAGAUGGUCGCUGUGUUGCUUGUGAUGGUGGUUAUUCUGGAGAUCUAGAUGGUGCUGUAAUUGCUUAA
This is a messenger RNA of Saccostrea cuccullata (small rock oyster), 471 nucleotides long. Its product is annotated as scavenger receptor class F member 1-like. NCBI's taxonomy places the organism in Eukaryota, Metazoa, Mollusca, Bivalvia, Ostreida, Ostreidae. The transcript has a single exon. The record is from RefSeq and is a predicted model, not a curated record. The coding region runs from base 1 to 471 and encodes 156 amino acids.